This is a messenger RNA of Lactuca saligna, 495 nucleotides long. The record is from the annotation of a GenBank genome assembly. NCBI's taxonomy places the organism in Eukaryota, Viridiplantae, Streptophyta, Magnoliopsida, Asterales, Asteraceae.
AUGGCUGAUGAAGACAAGGCAGAGUGCGAGCGGAUCUUCGGUAAGUUUGAUGCCAAUGGAGAUGGCAAAAUCUCUUCAGCCGAGCUUGGAGAAUCUUUGAAGACGCUUGGAUCUGUGUCAGCCGAAGAGGUCAAAACUAUGAUGGAUGAACUUGACACUGAUGGAGAUGGAUUCAUUUCUAAAGAAGAGUUUACCGAUUUUUAUAAUGCUAAUCGGGGACUAAUGAAAGAUUUUCCUGCAACACGAGGACUAAGUGAACUUCCUCAACAUGCAAAGCUCACCACAACUACCAUUUUCCGUUCGGGUUCGAUUGACGAUUUCGACGCACGAAAGAAAACCGACCUCAACGCCGACACCGAUGAGCUCCCGGAUGACAUUAAAGAGAUAUUCCCGCCACGACGACCGACAAGGUGCGGCAAAGCGAAUCGUGCUCAACAACAUGUUGAUGAAAGAGAAAGUAGGAUUCGAGAGCAAGCACAAACGAAAAAAAUGUAA